UCUGGUCUUCUUAAACCCUUGCAAAGAGUAGAUACGGUGAACAACUUGCUCAGGUGAAGAACUGUUCCAUAACGGGCCAAACGAUCGGAUGAUACGGUUCGUUCUCGCGCCAAUUUAGAAGCUUAUUUUAGAACGGCCGAAGUGAAAUCACUGGACUACAUAUUGACGGAGUUACCGACCAAGAAAUGGAGCACCGGAUGAGAUGGAUCAGCUGGUGGAUGGUUAUAAGUUGGACACUUGUAGGAUCUGUUUGGUCUCAGGAGCCAGCACACAAUGAUUUGGACAAAGGACAAAGUCAAGAGCCCAAGCUGGUCUGCUACUACUCCAACUGGGCAGUGUACCGACCAGGAUUGGCCAAGUUUACUCCUGAGAAUAUUAAUCCAUAUCUGUGCACCCACAUCAUAUAUGCCUUCGCCUCCCUUUCAGAGGAGUUCGAAAUUCAACCUUUCGAUCCAUACAAUGACAUGGAGCAAGGUAAUUAUAGGAGUUUUGUGAGCUUGAAGGCAUACAAUCCCAACCUGAAGACUAUGAUCGCCGUUGGAGGAUGGAACGAAGGAUCCAAGAGGUUUUCAAGGCUGGUCGAAUCUGCUGACAAUAGACGCACCUUUAUUCUGAGUGUCAUGGCCUUCUUGCGGGAAUACGGAUUCGACGGUGUCGACCUCGAUUGGGAGUACCCGGCCUUCAGAGAAGGGGGCAACCACACCACAGACAAGAAGGGGUACGCCCUACUCGUCAAGGAAUUGAGACAAGCAAUCGACGACGAACGAUUUCCUCCCGAGAAAGAACGAUUGCUUUUGUCGGUUGCAGUCCCAGCAACCAAGGAAUAUAUUGAUCAAGGUUUUGACGUUCCUGAAAUAUCGAGAAACGCUCAUUUCCUGAAUCUCUUGACAUACGAUUACCAUUCCGCUUACGAACCAGAAACUCACCACCAUGCUCCUUUGUAUCCUCCGGAAGGACUGAAUCCUCUGGAUCAAAGAAAUCAGUUGAAUGUGGCCUGGACUGUAGAAUACUAUCUAUCAUUGGGUGCUCCAAGGCAUAAGCUGGUGGUUGGAAUCCCCAUGUACGGACGCUCGUACACCCUGUCCAGCCCACAACUGGCCACUGGAUACGAGGCCCCUGCAAAAUCUCCCGGAGAAGAAGGGACUGCUACCAGAGAAAAAGGAUACCUCGCAUUUUAUGAAAUCUGUCAGAAAGUGAAAGAGGACGACUGGGAAGUCGAAGCUCCUAAUCCUCAUUUGCUCGGACCAUACGCUUAUAAAAAUGACCAGUGGGUUGGAUUUGAUGAUGAAGAAAUGGUCUUUAAUAAGGCUCGUUUUAUUAUGGAGAAAGGUCUUGGUGGCGCCAUGGUAUGGACUCUGGACAAUGAUGACUUCCGAGGAUUGUGCACCGGGGUCCAAAGUCCUCUAGUGAACACCUUGAGGGAUGUCCUGCUCAAUACAAACCUCAUCGAGGGUAGUUCUAGUCAAAGAUCAAUUGCUCGUUCCGCUGGACCCCAACCACGAUCAUCCGUAGUGAGGUUUGAUGACGAUGCCGUGGGUGAGGAGAGUACUGAGGCACCUAGGAGGAGAAAUACCCUCAGACGAUUGGUGCAAAAUAGGCAGUCUGAAAGAAACAGGCAAACAGCAUCUCGUCGAUUAAUAACAGAUAGCGACGAAAACAACGUUGCUGCUCCUGCUCCCAUCACUACCCCAGCACCACCUCCCACCCCAGAUCCUGGUGUUGCUUUCGAAUGCGAAGACGAGGGUUUUUUCAACAAUCCUCGGGAUUGCAGAAAAUAUUUUUGGUGUCUUGACAGUGGCCCUGCUAAUCUGGGCGUAGUUGCUCAUGCUUUCACUUGCCCAUCAGGUCUUCACUUCAAUUCUGGAAGUGAAUCGUGUGACUACCCUGAAAAUGUUGUAUGCCCAGUAGGAUCUAUUGGUGCAUCACCUGCUAAACCUAAACCUACUCCGAGAACAGCUCGACCCAGGGUAACAACCACCACCACAACAACUACUACAACGACAACAACAGAAGCUCCAAUAACAACAACUGAAGAGCCAGAAGAGGACGAAGAGGAUGCAACACAGGCGACACCUAAUGGCAGCGAAAACAUAGCAGAACUCCUGCGUCUCCUGCAGGCCAUCGGUGGGGUGGAGCGUCUCCAGAGCAUACUCGGGGCACAAGAUCAGGCUUCCAGUAUCAGAAAUCACAACACAGCGAUACCAACUCUGCCACAAUACGUCACACCGAAACGGUCUACUGAAGAUGAGUUUGUGCGCACAACUACCACAACACCACAACCCACCGUACAACCGAAACGUCCUCAAUACCAACCGGACUUGUUCCUGGAUCCAUAUGACGUCGGCGUGCCGGAAGAUGUCGUCUCACCAGUAGAUGAUGACGUCAUUGAUGAUUUUCCAUUUCAGUACAACACUCCUCCACGAGUGGCAAGUGUUCAACCAGAAGUUGUCUAUCUCAAAGAUGACAAAGAUGCCGCCAAAGUGCCCCCAGAAGUUUUGUCUUACGAAGUCCCAUUGCGACCAGAGACAACCACUAGUACCACAACCCCCACCCCCAGAGGAAACUACCGCACUCCUAUAAGAGUGCAGGUGGGUCGAGUGGUUCGGGUGCAAAACGGAGCAGCACCAGCCAAUACAGGUGCUACUUUUGGCGACACUAACCGUCGACGAAUGUUGGUCCGCGUGCGUCCCAUUAACCGCACGACGGACGCGGAUGUCCAUCCGACAGCAGACGAGCCAACGAACGAAGUCACCGGCAGAGCAGUGAGUAGGGAUGAACGUCGACUGUCGGGAUCCACAAUUCUCGCCACGAGAGCUAACCCAUUACCUGCCAAUGGAAACGGCGAAGCAAGGGUGGCCGUUCGAAGGCGACCCGUCUACAAUGGCGACAGAAUCCCCGAGGAACAACAUCUAGGACAAGGUGUCCGUCUCGUGGCUCGUCGUCCCAAUGCUAUCCCCGAAAAUGACCGAGGAAAUUACGUCACCGUACGAAGGCGUCUGACAUCUCCCGAGACAACCACUCCUAUUCCGACCACUCCUGCGCCAACAACAACUACAACUACUGCUCCUGCUGAGCCAGAGCCGCAACCCAGCAACUCCUCAGACCACACCGAAGAAUAUGACGAAUACGAAUAUUACGAAGAAUAUGAAGAUGAAACAACGACGCCUGAACCCAAAACGACAACAACUACCACUACCACUACAACUACUACAACAAAGAGGCCGGGAUUAAGGCCGGGCGGUGGUAGAAGAAGAUUUACACCAGCGGCGGCAUCGCAAUCAGCGAAACCCACAUCCACAAAAGCACCUACCACCACAUCUUCUAGUUCAAGAAGUUCCAGUCGCAGGGGAUCUGCUCCUUCAUCCGCUGCUCCUGCAGCGACCACAAGCCGACCUGCACCUCCUCCCUCUGAAGAUGGCCCACCAGUGGUGGUUCGUUCAGACAGCGACAUCGACUGCUUCAAGCGUGGGGUCUUCAUCCAUCCCGCGGAAUGCAGCAAGUUCAUAGUUUGCGCCCCAGCCUCCAGGAAUGCUGGUCAGUCCUUGAAAGGCAGGGUCCUCAACUGUCCAGCCAACCAGAUCUAUCUCGUGGAUACCGGACGGUGCAUGAAAGGAGACCGUACAAAGUGCCAGAAGCUAUAAAGUGAUGAACAAACUCGUCAAAAUGUUUAUUUGUAAUUAAAGAGACUCUGACUGAGAUAUAUAUCUGAACUGUGUGAGCUGCCACGUGGGUGUUGCUAGGCCCUGACAUUCGUUGCCAAAAGAAGCUGAUGACGUCAUUGCAGAGUUUUAUUGGUUUCCGAAGAAUGACUGUUUUAACUUGGUUUCAAUUACUUAUUUCUGUUUUAUUCUGUGAGACUAUUGAUAUUGGGUAUUUAAUGAAUAGCGCCAAUUGUCCUUUUCUGUUUUGAAUGAACUACAAAUUGUUAUAUCACUGAGAAAAUAAUGGGCAAGAGGAAGGAGUAUCUGCAUCUUUCAUGUGUUUGUUUUUUUUACUUUGUUUUGGUGAAUGUUAAAUAGUUUAAGGCUAAUUAACUUAAUUCUUUCAAAAUCAUAGAGUCGGGUUAACACCGAAAUUAAUUUUUAUUAAGUGAAAUUUUAUCCUAAUGAAUUCUCAUCCAAUUUUUUAAACAAAAAUGCUUGUUUGUAUAUUUUAUAAAAAAAUUUAUAUAUAUGUCCACACAAAUUAUCUGGUGUUUGGUUAAUUUAAUUUAAUAGUAAUAUUUUCCAUGAAAUUUUUGCAUGAUAUCAAAUACUUAUUUUGAUUCAAUAUAUACUUCUAUAAUAAAAGUAGUACAAAAAUAUAUCAAUGAGCAAACAGAGUAAAUAUAGUAGUAAAUAUAAUACAAUCUAUAAAUUUUUUUUCAUAUCUUUAUUAUAUUUCUGAUUAUCGUUGUUCCCAUCAUACUUUUUAACCAUAUAAAAAAAUAAUGAAUAUGGAAAAUAUAAUGAAAUGUAUUAUUCUAUUCAGUUUCAUCAUAUCUAGGCAUACACUCAACAAAUGUAACAAAAUAAUUUCAAACAUAUUGUUGAUUUCAGAUACAUAAGCAGAUUACUUCACGUCUGCUUAUGUUUCUAAUAAACAGAUAGGGUAAAGUAUCAUAAGUAAAUAUUAGCAGAUUACUUCACGUCUGCUUAUGUUUCUAAUAAACAGAUAGGGUAAAGUAUCAUAAGUAAAUAUUAGCAGAUUACUUCACGUCUGCUUAUGUUUCUAAUAAACAGAUAGGGUAAAGUAUCAUAAGUAAAUAUUAGCAGAUUACUUCACGUCUGCUUAUGUUUCUAAUAAACAGAUAGGGUAAAGUAUCAUAAGUAAAUAUUAGCAGAUUACUUCACGUCUCUGAUUAGAUUUAACAGAAAAUUUCAUUAAUGUUUAUGCUACAUUCCACUUAUUGAAUUAUAUAUUCCAGAAUAAUAUUUUCAUAAGUGUAGUUGAAGACACAGCAAAUCAUGCUUCUGAAAGUGGCAAGAUUGAUCUCUUGCGACCAACUAUAUAUUUGUAAAAGAGAUAUUUUAUAAUCGCAAAAGAUCAUGUGAAAUACAUAGUCAUAUACGUUUAACAUGCUUUAUACUUUUAAUGAGAUUGCAUAUCACAUUUUUAAUUUUAAAAGGGAAACAGCCUCCACUUGGUAGGUAAUAUUCUAAGCCCAUAGAAUGGCAAUCAUUAUCUAUUACUUUCUACCAUUUUCUUACCUGUUAUGAGAAAAUGCUUUGGAGUACAUUUACCUUUUAAGAGAAAUCGAGCCGAACAUAUUUAUUAUUGCCACGGUUAUAUUCACACAAAUGAUGUUAAGUCAUCUGGAUGUAAAUGUGUUUUAUUCAUUUUGUAAAAUAAAGUUUUAUGUUGCUGGUA
Molecule: messenger RNA, 5349 nt
Organism: Argiope bruennichi
Lineage: Eukaryota; Metazoa; Arthropoda; Arachnida; Araneae; Araneidae
Product: probable chitinase 10
Exons: 18
Coding region: 186-3641 (1151 amino acids)
Biological process (GO): chitin catabolic process; carbohydrate metabolic process
Cellular component (GO): extracellular region
Molecular function (GO): chitinase activity; chitin binding
Source: RefSeq, a predicted model, not a curated record